This is a messenger RNA of Ambispora gerdemannii, 1778 nucleotides long. The record is from the annotation of a GenBank genome assembly. Lineage: Eukaryota; Fungi; Glomeromycota; Glomeromycetes; Archaeosporales; Ambisporaceae.
AUGACAAACUCGGAAGAAGAAUUUGAAUUAUACAGUGAUAUUGAACAACUUGAUCCUAGCGAAAAUGGUGAAGAAAAUAUUGAAGAAGCUGUUGCUUAUUUUACUGCACAUCUAGCUGUUAGUGCCAACAAUAUACAUUAUUCCACAGUCUCAGUUGAAUAUCCUCCAACUAGUUCACGAAAGGACAAAGGAACAUCUGGUAUCGCUACUAUAUACAACGUGCUUGAUAUUGAAGAUUAUGAUGAUAGCAAACAAGUACAAAAACAAGUUCAAGCAGAGUUAAAGAAAAAAGCACAUGCAGUAUUUCGAGAUAUUCAGUACAGUUUAGGUGUUGGUGGUGUUACAAUUUGUCAUCAUCUUGAUGACCAAAUUAAAUCUGCCAAACAUUGCAGUGUUGACUUCGAUUCUAGUAUUUUUAAAGCAAUAAAAAAUGGAUUAUUAACUAGAUCGAUUCAUACAAAUACACUUGGAUUCUAUCUCGCUAUAAUUAAAAAUACAUGUCCAAAAACUUUAUCUGAUGGUUCAUCAUGUGUUGGUCUAUCAGUUUUAAGAAAAAUUAAAGAAAGCACCUUAAUCCGGUAUCGAACUAAUGAAAAUACCAACCGCACAUCACAAAUAUUACAGUGUAAAGAUAGCUAUUUUAUUGGAUGUAGUCUUUGGGCUAAUGGAGAUACUUGGCAUCGAUUUGUUCCAGUAUCUGAGUCAUGUGAUGUUAAUCUUAUUCGACGUUUAUUGGCUGGAGAAGCACUUGAUCGAUCAUUAAUUCAAGAUCGAUGCUGUACUGUUUUGUCUAAUACUACACAAAAAAAAGUUUGUUCAUUUCCUCAUCUUGAUGAAAAUAAUCAACCUUAUGAAGCAUCAUUAGAAAACAUACCAUGUCAAGUUAAAUUUUAUCGAUUUACACCUCUUGAUCUUGUGAAAUGUCCUUUCAUAAUAUUGGUAUGUAUAGGAGAACAUACCCAUCCACCACCUCCACCAAGUCAUAUACCAGAAGCUAUUCGGGAUCGGCUUAAAACUUUAAUUGAAAAAGUCUCAACUAAUUUAGAACAUGUUACACCCCGAAGAUUAAUAUCAGAAAUUCAUGCUUCACUCAAUAAUUUGGAUCAUCUUCGUUAUCUUGUUGCCCGUGUUCAAAAUUCAAUUCAUCCACAUGGACAAGGCAUAUUGGGCUUAGUUCACGCUUUUUCUUCCAAUCUAGAUAAUAUUCAUGAAUAUGUACAAAGAAUAGCGAUUACCUAUGCAAGAGUUUUUACGAAUAUCGCAACUGCAAAUGCUUACCAGCGCAUGUUCAAAGCCACCAUUGAGACUGUUGAAGAACUUUGUAAUCAAAAAGUUCAAAUUAAACAUAUUCAUAAUACUGGCUGGAGGGUUAUUCUUGGUGAUUUAGAUGCCGCACAAGCCAAAGGACUUGGAUUGGCACUUGCUGAUUUGGAUCAAAAAACAACUUGGGAAACUCAUUUGACUUAUAUUUUUAAAAAUAUCGCAGAAUCACAACUAUCAAAUUAUUUAAAAAAUCUAAAGUAUGAGUUAUUAAUGGCUAAUAAAGAACGUGUCACAGCUAUAUUUUUGGAAUUUUUUGAAUCUUCUGAAGUUGGUGCAUCAGAUUGGGCGAGUUACUAUUCAAAACCAUGGCGAUUGGCAUCCUUAAAUCACCAUUAUUCAAAUAUUGAUAAAGAUGAUUGGUGUAAUGUGGGAGAAACUACAAAUGUUCCUGAGUCAGCUCAUGCUGAUGCUAAUAGAGAAGGAACUCAAAUGAGUUUAUGGCUUGCAAUUCAAAA